This is a messenger RNA of Theobroma umbraticum, 1211 nucleotides long. RefSeq names its product annexin Gh1-like. The record is from RefSeq and is a predicted model, not a curated record. NCBI's taxonomy places the organism in Eukaryota, Viridiplantae, Streptophyta, Magnoliopsida, Malvales, Malvaceae. Gene Ontology annotation, molecular function: calcium-dependent phospholipid binding; calcium ion binding; phosphatidylserine binding. Gene Ontology annotation, biological process: response to salt stress; response to cold; response to water deprivation. Gene Ontology annotation, cellular component: cytoplasm; plasma membrane.
UUCUCAUCACCUGCAUUUUUCGUUUGUUAUUCUCCACAAACAGAUAGGCACAGAGAGAGAGAGAGAGAGAGAGAGAGAGACAAUGGCAACCCUUAAAGUGCCAGCUCAUGUUCCUGCACCUUCUGAGGAUGCUGAGCAACUUCGUAAAGCUUUUGAAGGCUGGGGUACCAAUGAGCAAUUGAUUAUAGACAUAUUGGCUCACCGGAAUGCCGCACAGCGCAAUUUAAUUCGAAUAUCCUAUGGUGAAGCUUAUGGCGAAGAUCUUCUUAAGUCGUUGGAUAAGGAACUUUCAAGUGACUUUGAGCGGGCUGUGCUGCUAUUCACAUUGGACCCUGCAGAGCGUGAUGCAUCUCUGGCUAAUGAAGCUACAAAGAGGUUCACAUCAAGCAAUUGGGUUCUCAUGGAAAUAGCUUGCACUAGGAGUUCAUAUGAACUAUUUAAUGUGAGGAAGGCAUAUCAUGCUCGUUAUAAGAAAUCCCUUGAAGAAGAUGUUGCACACCACACUACUGGAGACUACCGCAAGCUUUUGUUCCCACUUGUUAGCGCAUUCCGAUAUGAGGGAGAGGAGGUGAACAUGACAUUGGCAAAAUCAGAGGCUAAGAUACUUCGUGAUAAGAUCUCCGAUAAGCAUUACAAUGAUGAGGAGGUGAUCAGGAUUCUGACUACAAGGAGUAAGGCACAGCUAAAUGCAACUCUCAAUCACUACAAUACUGCAUUUGGGAAUGCUAUCAACAAGGAUUUGAAGGCUGACCCCAGUGAUGAAUUUCUCAAAUUGCUGAGAGCUGCGAUUAAGUGCUUAACUGUCCCUGAGAAGUAUUUUGAGAAGGUUCUACGGCAAGCCAUCAAUAAGUUGGGAACAGAUGAAUUGGCUCUCACUAGAGUUGUGACAACUCGGGCAGAGGUGGACAUGGUACGUAUUAAGGAGGAAUAUCAGCGAAGAAACAGUGUCACUCUGGAAAAAGCAAUUGCUGGAGAUACUUCUGGAGACUAUGAGAGAAUGCUUCUUGCCUUGAUUGGAUAUGGAGACGUCUAAGCUGUUUUCUUUGUUCAGUUCUUCUUAUGACUACCUAGUUUGCAUUGCCAGCUAUGAGUUGUUUGUUUGGGUUUAUGUCUUCGUCUUCGUUGUGUGCCCUUCACUUUUGUUUACUGCUGCUUCCGUGUGGAACUUUCAAGAUGGACUAAUUGAAUUGGGUGUUCUUAUUUUAGUGUUU